Messenger RNA from Ixodes scapularis (black-legged tick), 1493 nucleotides. It is a transcript of the gene amrt, whose product is annotated as TM2 domain-containing protein CG11103. NCBI's taxonomy places the organism in Eukaryota, Metazoa, Arthropoda, Arachnida, Ixodida, Ixodidae. The transcript has 4 exons. Bases 63 to 617 code for a protein of 184 amino acids. The record is from RefSeq and is a predicted model, not a curated record.
CGCGCCGUCAGCGUUCGUGGCCGACUCGACUGGCUGCCGUUAUGUAGCUAUGUAGCUCAAUAAUGUUUUGUUUCGUAUUCGUAAGUUUCUUAACGUUUUGUAUUGAGUUCACGCACAGUAUAUACCAGGAGAACCCUCAUUGUACGGUAGACGACUGCGACUAUAAGCCAUACGGCCCGUUAGUGCUGUGUAAACAUCUGCCUUUAGACUUCCUGCAGUGUGCAGAUGUGUUGGACCUGCAGGGUAACGAUACAGCCCGCGAGGAACUGGGCUACGGGUGCACCAAGUUUGGCGGAUCCAAAUACGAAGAUGUCCAGUUUACGGCGGUUAACUGCACGGUUUUACCAAAUAUCGAAUGCUAUGGGAACAGGACAUUCCUCAAAGACGGAUUUCCAUGCAUAAAGUACACUGGUCACUACUUCACCACAACACUCCUCUACUCAAUAUUGUUAGGCUUCUUAGGGAUGGACCGCUUCUGCUUGGGACACACGGGCACUGCAGUUGGCAAGUUGCUCACCCUGGGUGGUGUGGGCAUCUGGUGGAUUGUGGAUGUCGUCCUGCUGAUAUCCGGAAACUUGAUGCCAGAAGACGGCAGCAACUGGAUGCCGACUGUUUAAGACUGCACGCUCAUCUUUCAUGGAGCUAGGCAGAACCUUACAGGUCACUCUAUUCAGUGGUUGGAAUUGCAAUGCCCUGUUCAUACCAUUGCCUCUGUUGCCAAAUAUAAUCUAUGGCAUUUUGGCACCGGGAAGUUUUAGUUUAGGCAGAACAUUCUUAUUGGAAACUUUUUAUGCAAUUUAUAUUAUUCCCUUGUAGGAGGUUGCCCCACGAGAAAGGAUGUUUUUUGCUUGGUUUGUGUGGUUGUAUGCUUCGUGUUAGCAACACUACUACUAAUUUAACCUACAAGAGUGUGUGGUGAUGCUAGUCUUUGAAAGUGCUUGAGGAAAGAAACAUCGCUAUUUCUCGUGCUCCUACGUUUGAGAUAUUUUUUUAUUAUGUGCCAGUUAUCAUAUUUUGUGAACUUGGGAACAGCAUAAGAGAGAGAGAGAGAGAUGAAACUUUAUUAGGCUCAAAGAAUAUGAGCAGGGGGCCUCAGUCCAGGCCCCCUCUGGUGGUGUACUCCAGAGGAGAGACAACCUGUCAAGUCUGCUCAUAUUAACAAGAUGAUGGGUUGUGGCUCAAAGCUUGAGAUGAGACAUUCAUUGCAGCCAUUACAAUAAAUUAUUGGGCGAGCACUACCCUACAUUUUACACAGCGAAAUUUAGUUAGAUGAUGUUAUAUAGGGUCGGAAUGAACGAGCAUUAUUUAUUAAUGGCUACAAAGAUUAGAGCAUCUCCAGGUGAUGAUGUAAUGCAGUAUUUUGAAUGUUUGUGUGUACAGCCCUGUAUUUACUUGACCUCUGACUUGUGGACAUGAAACUACUCGUGUUCAUGGUCCCUCCCAUAGUGGAAUUUCUUUCUGUAUAUUGGUCUUUAAUAAACUAAAUACUUGAA